Salarias fasciatus (jewelled blenny) is the source of this 4099-nucleotide messenger RNA. It is a transcript of the gene naa40, whose product is annotated as N-alpha-acetyltransferase 40, NatD catalytic subunit. The transcript has 8 exons. Lineage: Eukaryota; Metazoa; Chordata; Actinopteri; Blenniiformes; Blenniidae. The coding region runs from base 326 to 1045 and encodes 239 amino acids. The record is from RefSeq and is a predicted model, not a curated record. Gene Ontology annotation, molecular function: protein N-terminal-serine acetyltransferase activity; histone H4 acetyltransferase activity; histone H2A acetyltransferase activity. Gene Ontology annotation, cellular component: nucleus.
ACGGCGGAGGAGCGCAGAGAGCAGAGCAGACGGAGGAGGAAGAAGACGGAAUAAAAGCUCCCCGGAGGUGUUGGCGCCAAUCAGACGUCCAGGGAAAUACACACCUUUUCCCCCACUAACGUGGUCCUGAGAUUACCGGCUGGCCUCCGUGGGUCGGCGUUGUGGCCAGCUAGCCUCGUUAGCGCUCCGUCUAUCAUUGUCAUAUUAAUCUGGCCCGCUUCUUUCUGCCCGGAGUCACGAUACUAAUAACGGAGCGGCAGCCGCACGGCACCGGGACAAUAGAGGCGUGUAUCCGCGGGGGGGAUCGAUAGGACACGGCUGCAAAAUGGGGAGGAAGUCCAACAGAGCUAAGGAGAAGAAAGCCCGGCGUCUGGAGGAGAGGGCAGCGAUGGACGCCGUGUGCGCCAAGGUGGACGCGGCCAACAAGCUCGACGACCCGCUGGCUGCCUUCCCCGCCUUCAAAAAGUACGACAGAAAUGGGCUCAACCUGCAGAUAGAGUGCAAGAGAGUGACGUCGCUCAACCCGCUGUCGGUGGAGUGGGCCUUCGAGCUCACCAGAGCCAACAUGCAGACGCUGUACGAGCAGAGCGAGUGGGGGUGGAAGGAGAGGGAGAAGCGGGAGGAGAUGAACGACGAGAGGGCGUGGUACCUGCUGGCCCGCGACGCCGACUCCUCCCCCGUCGCCUUCUCUCACUUCCGGUUCGACGUGGAGUGCGGGGAGGAGGUUUUAUACUGUUACGAGGUGCAAUUAGAGAGCAAAGUGCGGAGGAAAGGGCUCGGAAAGUUCCUCAUCCAGAUACUACAGCUCAUCGCUAACAGCACACAGAUGAAGAAAGUGAUGUUGACAGUUUUCAAACACAACCACGGAGCUUACCAGUUCUUCAGAGAAGCUUUACAGUUCGAGAUCGACGAGACUUCGCCGAGCAUGUCCGGCUGCUGCGGCGACGACUGCUCCUACGAGAUCCUCAGCAGGCGGACCAAACACGGCGAGGCGUCGGCGGGCCACACCCACGGCGGCGGGCACUGCGGCGGCUGCUGCCACUGAUCCGCUUCGGCUCCGGCUCCCAAUCGGUUAAAAAAAAAAAAACAAAAAAAAAGAAAGCCAGCAACUUUGAAUGCUGCGUGUGAACGAAAGCGACUUGGAAAACGAACGUGUGGCGGAAAAAAACCUGGCUGCAGAUAUUAACGAUACUCACGUGUUUCUUUUCGUGUUUUCCUGCUACUAAAUGGGUUUGCAGCAGUUUCACACAUAGCUCCUGUUCGCUACAUCAUUUUUUUUUUUUUUUCUAUUUGUCUUAUUUGGCCGGCGUUCAGACCUUUAUUUUUUUCCAAAUCCCUCCUUGUUUGUAAUUAUUAGUAGAACCCAGUCAAGGAAAAAAAAAAUCAGCGAUGGCGUUUCUCCUCACACAGCAUUCGUGACGUCCUAAACCCAGUCUUUCUUCUUUUCCACCACUGGUUGCUGGUAGAAACUCGCAACUUCCGACCUCCAAGCUGAAUAGCAGCGACACUCCGAGCUCCAUGCACAGUGGACACAACGCGGAUAAAGUUCAAGAGUUAGUCUUUUUCUCCAAUACUACCUGGGAUUUCACUGAAUCGCUCGUCCCGAUCUUCAGGUUCCUCGGGCGGCAACAUUUUUUAAAACUCAACUUGUGCACGCAUACGGUUUGUGGUUUUUUUUUGUUUUGUUUGUUUUUUUGUUAAAACGGCUUGUGAUACUACUGUUACAUGAUUAUGUUCACUCAGUGCGACUCAUCUACGAUUCAACAGGCGAUUUCUAAAUCUGUGGACGCCACCACUGUUUUUAAGUUGGACUUCUCGCCAGAUAAGACGUCCGAAGUUGCCUUUUUCUGUUUCUUGCGCUUGAAUUAUGUGAAGGUUAAAUAGUUUCUCCCCAUCAGUUGCUCUAAGAUUGCAUCCAGGAAAAAAAAAAUCAAAACAGAAAAACCCUGUUUGGCCAUUCAGACUUUUUAAAAUCUACCCAGAGAUCCUUCUUCAGACUGCAGUUUUAGUUGAUCGCCAUUAUUAUUUUCUCUGUUUCACUUGGUUUUUAUCUUUAUCAAGUAGUCUGAACUGAGGAAAUGACUCCCUCUGGUGGCGUUCCAGGACUAGAUGGGCUGUGACUUUUGGCGUUUCCCUCUGUGGCUGCAGGAAAGGAAGGAGGAUAAAUUUAAAAGCUGGAAAAAGUUCUUGUUUUGGGAAAGUUUUAAUAUACUGCAGUUUCGGCGGGAAAUUUUAAAUCAAUGAGACAAUCCAACACAGAAGACCCUGACCUUCGUUUCACAGCAGUGUUCUCGUUCGUUCUCAGUUUCUCAGAAGGUGCUGACGGCCGCCACGUAGACACUCCUCCUCGCUGUACGUAGAACCUACUGAAACCAUCCUCCAUCCCCUCGCCUGAUGUGUUUUUGUUAAGCAUGAGCAAAUCAUAUUGAUUUAACAUGGAUGAGGGUUGGGAGAAGUCACCGCUUCGUGUUACUUUCCACUUCCUGUCAACAUGUGCAUCCUCAGCAAAUGGCUACAUCUUCCCGUUCUGUUUUCAGCCCGUUUGAUAUAUAUUGUAUUUUCUUGUCUUGCUGCUCCAUAACACUUGAGACAGCGGACUCACAACUCGCUGCCAUCCUUAACUUUGAAACAUCGAUGAACACUAUAGUAUUCUCAUGCACGCACAGGAAGUGACUUCUCCAGAGGAUCAGAUGUCCAGUUAAAAUUUAUUUUACAGACUAAACUGAAAUAUUUAUCCAAAUACAGUAAAGAAACAUUCUGUAUAAAUCUAAAUUAAAAAAAAAUAAAAUUUAGAGGAAACAUUUCUUUUUAAAAAGUAAAGUUUUAAUCUGGUGAAAACAGUGAUGUUUAGUAUUUUAUACAAAUCUCCAGUGGAAGAGGGACACACAUGACGGGUUAAGCUAAUGCAGAGGUUUCUUAAAGCGUCUCGCUUUCAAACUAUGGUUUGUUCGAUACUUUAUUUCACCGUCGGUUGAGAUUAAUCUCCACCUAAAGAUGGUUUAGGAGUUCCUCAUUGUCAGUUUACAAAACCUUCAGGGUCUUUUUCUACACUUGUCAGUGCUUGUUGGCUGAGUUAGAGGCUCCUGUCUGGAAACCCUGAAAUCCCAGGACUGUCGUGGGUCUGUUACAAUCUCGGGUGGGAACUAUACCUCCGUGGAUUCUUCUGUCACUCCAAUAUCGGAGGAUUCAGAGCAGAGGACUUGCAUGUCGGUUUUUAUGUGGUUCCAGAGUCCGUCUCAUAUUGUUUUGUGGCCUCCUUGUGAACUGGUCAGUGGUGGAAUGACGUUUAAUUGGCUGCAGUCGAACUAAAAACUGCCUGCAGGAUGACACUAAAUCCUCCGUACUCUUCCUCUGAAAUUGGUACGUUCAUACAAGUCAAGGCUGGCCUUGAGAACUCAUUCAGCUGAUUAAAAAUGUGAACAACGUGCGUCCUGAGAUAAUCCGUUUUCCACACAAGAGCAAAGGUUUUGUGUGUCAAACCGUUGGCCUGGUUCAGUCCUGGUGUAGACAUUUUUGGCGUUUCUAAGAUCACCAACGAUGAGAACAGUUCCACAUAAUGCUUGUUUUGAGACUAGACUACCUUCUUAUUAGCACAGUAUUUCAUUAUAAUGUUCUCCAUAAGCGACAGUACAAAGAGGAUGUUGUGCGUAGUGGUAGUUGAUCAAUCGGCUGACGGUGUCUCUCUCUCUCUCUCUCUCUCAGGUUAAUCAAACAUAUUCAAACCUCAUGUUUUACUUAACGGCCAUGUUGUCAGUUAGCUUUCGGCUGGAUUGUAUUGACCCACGUUUCUGAUCUGGAGUUGGAUUUCCUUUGUUUGUCGUGCCGUUUUACGCUAAGGAACACAGAAGAAUCAAAGUUUUCAUUUCAGGCACAACCCGCCAAGUACCGACACUCUUUUUCCCCGAGUGGGUGGAGUUUUUAUUUCGUCUUUUAUGUUGCAGUGAGAAGCACCUGAACUCAUACCCCUCAAAAAUGUGACGUUGCAUGACAGUAAAUAUAAGUUACAGCUGAUCCCAGAUCUGUGGUCAGUGGACACGUUCAAUCCAGCUGUGUUUGGAAGAAAAAGAAAAAAAAUAAAAACUAAAAAAAAAAAAAAAAA